AUGGGUGCAGGGAGGAAGACGGAGACUUAUACAUUGGCUCCAGAUAGCCUUAACUCGUAUGGGAAUUGGUGUGUGAGGAAUCUUGAGAAGAAAGAUCUCCGUGGAGUUAUAUUUGGAUGCAAGUUCAGUACUAUCAAAGAGUGUUACGCUAAGAAACUGUUUGGUUUGCCAGCUCCUCACAUGGCGUAUAUCAAGAACAUUGAUCCUGGUUUGACGCUGUUUCUGUUUAACUACAGUGAUAGAACAUUGCAUGGUAUCUUUGAAGCUGCUAGUGAAGGACAGUUGAAUAUUGAUCCUAAAGCUUGGUCUCCUAAUGGGACUGAUCCAAGUCCUUACCCUGCUCAGGUUAAGAUACGAGUUAGAGUGAGGUGUGAGCCUUUGGCUGAAGAGAAGUUUAGUCCUGUGAUUGCUGGUAACUACCAGGAUGAGAAGGUGUUUUGGUUUGAGCUUGACAGAGAUCAGACAAACAAGCUGCUCCGUUUGUUUUCACCAUCUCCGAAUGUAAGGGCACCGUCAGCUUCCAAGUAUGUUGCACCACCGUCCAGGAAGGCUAUUCCGGCAUCUUCUCUUGUGGAGAUAGGUGACUUGGGAGGACCACGUGUUGAUAAGUGGAGCAGUCUUUUCAAGUCUUCAGAUGAAUCCAGUGAGAACAAAGGAGAAGCUCAGAAAGCAGUUGUGCCAUCUGGUGCAUCUUACUCAUCAGCUCUGAGAAACGUGACUAAGUCUUCUUCAACUUCAACAAAUGAUGUUCCAUUUGCUUCUCGAGCUCUCACUUCACACCAAGACAGUACCAAGAGAACUUCUGGUGCAGCUAUACUUAGCAAGGAAGUUUCUGGUGAGGACACACAUUCAGAGAUCGACUGGGAUGCUGCAUCAAACUUUCAAGCUCAUCUGGAAGGACUGAACAGGAUUUUGGAGGAACCAAGGGAUAAAGAUGGGUUCAACAGUUUUCAGGGGAACACAGGAUUUGCAUCUUCAUCUUCUAUGGUGCCAAGUCAUUGGGAAGAUAGGAUACCGCUCUCGGACUAUGAGGAAGGGAAUAUAGAUAAAUCGCCUUGUGGGUCCUCUUAUGUUUCCGCCAUGACAGGAGAUGCAGGUGAGGACAAUGGAGAUGGCAAAGAGAAGCAGCUUAUGGAUCUUUCCAAGAUGGAAAUGGGAUCCCCACCCACUUACGUGGACAUCUUGAGUGAGAUAUGGGCUGAAGUGAAAGAGUUGAAGCAAACUCAAUUGAAACAAGCUGAGUAUAUGAUUACUUUACAGAUGGAGCUGCUUGAAUCAAGAAAAGAGAUACUUCGACUGAAAAGGACAUAG
Molecule: messenger RNA, 1311 nt
Organism: Eruca vesicaria subsp. sativa (arugula)
Lineage: Eukaryota; Viridiplantae; Streptophyta; Magnoliopsida; Brassicales; Brassicaceae
Source: the annotation of a GenBank genome assembly